Messenger RNA from Perca flavescens (yellow perch), 2830 nucleotides. Its product is annotated as glycerol-3-phosphate acyltransferase 4. The coding region runs from base 596 to 1969 and encodes 457 amino acids. Gene Ontology annotation, biological process: triglyceride biosynthetic process. The transcript is spliced from 13 exons. Gene Ontology annotation, cellular component: endoplasmic reticulum. The record is from RefSeq and is a predicted model, not a curated record. Gene Ontology annotation, molecular function: glycerol-3-phosphate O-acyltransferase activity. Lineage: Eukaryota; Metazoa; Chordata; Actinopteri; Perciformes; Percidae.
UAGGAUAGUAACGUUAAGCUGUGAGAAACCGCUAAUUGUACAACCAAGCCAAGCUUAUAACUGGAAAGCUUGGCUCAGCGUUUCAUUUACACACCCGGACGGACGGUCCUCUCUCUUGGAGGGGUGGCUGAGCUAGCUAAACGAGGUCCGUGUUGACACCGAGCCGCUGGAUCUUCACCCGACAAAAGAACCACCUGCUGUGCCUGCUUGUUUCAUUGUUUACAUCUCUGUCGCCAGCGGGAGGCUUUCGCUCAAAUAAGCAAAGGACAUCUGCCGCAGAGGACCUUUUUAAAAUACUUGACAAAAACCUGGAGUUCAUUUUUUCAACUGAGUUUCUGAAACCGAUUGAGGGUAAACAUGAUGAAAUUCAUUGAUAUUGCCCGAGAGAGCCUCGCCAAGACGGCCACUUGUACUUUAUAUAUGCGUUCUCUGUUCAGUGUGAGGAGAAGCUCCGUCCCUUAAAGUUAUCUUGAUGAAGGCCUUUUUCUGACAGAAGAUCGGGGCCACUUGAGGCCGGGAGGCGGAGUGCUGUGCCUCUUUGCCCUCUUAAAUUCAACCCUUUUUGACAGAUUUCCUCGCCCUCCUGACUUUCAAGAUGGAGCUCUUCUUCAACCCUUUUGACAACUUGGUGUGCAUCCUGCUCGGCAUCUCCCUCACCGUGUGGUUCACCCUGCUGCUGGUCUUCAUUAUCGUGCCUGCCAUCUUUGGUGUGUCCUUCGGCAUCCGACGUCUUUACAUGAAAACCUUACUGAAGCUCUUUGAGUGGGCCACACUCAGGAUAGAGAGAGGAGCGAAAGAAAAUAAUCACCACCUGUACAAACCCUACUCGAAUGCUAUCAUCGCCAGGGAGCCCACCUCAUUGGAGGAGGAGAUCAAGGAGAUCAGGCGGAGCGGCAGCAACAGAGACCUGGACUCAGCCCCCGAGUUCGAGAUGUCUGACAUCUUCUAUUUCGCCCGGCGAGGAGUGGAGAGCAUCAUGGACGAUGAGGUGACCAAGCGGUUCUCUGCCGAGGAGUUGGAGUCCUGGAAUCUGCUGACUCGCAGCAACAACAACUUCCACUACAUCAGCCUGAGGCUGACUGUCCUCUGGGGGCUCGGCCUGCUGAUCCGCUACGGCUUCCUGCUGCCUCUCAGGGUAACUCUGGCCUUCACCGGUGUCGGCCUCCUCGUUUUCCUCACCUGUCUUAUCGGGCUGCUGCCAAGCGGAAGGUUAAAAAACUUUCUGAGUGAGAAAGUCCAUCUGAUGUGCUACAGAAUAUGUGUCCGAGCUCUGACGGCCAUUAUCACCUACCAUAACAGUGAAAAUAAACCCAAGAAUGGGGGUAUCUGUGUCGCCAACCACACCUCACCCAUCGAUGUUAUCAUCCUGGCCAGCGACGGCUGCUAUGCUAUGGUUGGCCAAAUUCACGGUGGCUUGAUGGGGGUCAUUCAGAGAUCCAUGGUCAAGGCCUGCCCGCACAUUUGGUUUGAACGCUCAGAAGUCAAAGACAGACAUCUAGUGGCCAAAAGAUUGAGUGACCAUGUAGAAGAUAAAACUAAACUGCCCAUUCUCAUUUUCCCAGAAGGUACCUGCAUUAACAACACGUCCGUUAUGAUGUUUAAGAAAGGCAGUUUUGACAUUGGUGCCACAGUCUACCCUGUGGCCAUAAAGUAUGACCCGCGAUUUGGAGACGCCUUCUGGAACAGCAGCAAGUUUGGGAUGGUCAACUACCUGUUACGUAUGAUGAGCAGCUGGGCCAUCGUCUGCAGCGUGUGGUACCUCCCCCCCAUGUCCAGAGAGGCGGAUGAAGAUGCCGUACAGUUUGCCAAUCGUGUAAAGGCAGCGAUAGCCAGGCAAGGCGGACUGGUCGACCUCCUGUGGGAUGGAGGAUUGAAGCGAGGAAAAGUAAAAGACACCUUUAAAGAAGAGCAGCAGAAGCUGUACAGUAAAAUGCUGGUCGGCACCCCAGAGGACCGCAGUCGCUCCUGAAGGCCCCGCGUGGGGGCGGACCGGCUCAGUGACCCACCCGGGCACCUCGGACUCUAACAGACAGUCGGCCUCUCUCUCUCUCUCUCUGCUGGAGCUCCUGGACUUGGAAAAGUCCCUCUCUGGUGUCAGCAGCACUCCAUUUGGCUCCCUCGGUCACUGCCUCAGCCAGGCAUGUUCAGUUAGCGUCGCUGUUGCGGGUCGUUCUGAGCCUGCUGCCCUUUGUGGGAAUAGCUUGACUGAAGCUCUGCUCGCAUUCAAAUAAGGUGCACACAGAAAUGGAGCCUUGUCUUCCUUGUUGGCAGUCUUGUGAGGGAAAAACUUGUAUUGUUAUAUAUCAUUGAGUUACUGUCUUUUGGUUGGUAGUUUCAACUUUUUAAUUGUCAUUUUGCUGUCAUGUUUGUAUCCCACUGUGUUAAAGUUACAGAGCUGGUUAUACCUGGGGUGUAGAAGAGCGAUAUUGUAGAUAUAAGAACUAGUUUGUUUUAAAGCUAAAAACCUGUGACUGAGUUGGGGUUCUGCAUGACUGGCAUGUGUCCAUGAUUUACGAAACAAAAUGUCAGAUUUUUGUUACAUUUGAGAUAUUUUUAUGGGCUUUUUCCAAGAGAAAAAUUUUUUUUUAACGUAUUUCAAACUUUGUGUUUUACAUUAAGACUUGUAUCGACACACGUGGUUACUAUAGGGGUUUCAUUGCAGAUGAGCUCUUGGUGUGUUGUCUGUUUCUGUGUUUUCUUCGGUUGAAUGUGUAAAUCGUCACAUUAUGAAAUAGAAAUUGGGCACCCACAGUUACUCUGAUGCUUUAUGGAUUGAUGUUCCAGCUAAUAAUGCAGCAAAACUGGAGUAAAAGGGUUUAUAGUCCAUUCA